AUGUCGGAAAAACCAAAGGUGUAUCAAGGUGUCCGGGUGAAGAUCACAGUGAAGGAGUUGCUGCAGCAGAGAAGGGCUCACCAAGCAGCCUCAGGGGGAACUCUGUCCAGAGGAGACAGUGUCCACCUUUCAGAUCCAGUCACAGCAUCUUCUGCAGGACUGUAUUUUGAACCUGAGUCAAUUUCUUCCACACCUAAUUAUUUUCAACCCCGAGAAUUUUCCAGUUGUGUUUCUUGUGAAGAAAACCCAAGCUGCCUUGAUGAGAUCUUGGAUUCCUACCUUCAGACAGAGACGAACGUGGACCCUUUGCUCAAUUCCAUGCAAAGUACUCCACACUAUUUUCCCGACAACUUCCAGGAUACCCCUUUCUGCUUUAACCAGAGCCUGAUCCCAGGAUCGCCUUCAGAUUCCUGCACUCUCUCCAGUUCCUUAGACUGCAGUUACUCGCCAGCUCAGCUACCUUUGUAUGCUCCAGAGAAUUAUAAUUCUCCCCCUUCCCUGGACACCAGAAACUGUGGCUAUUCCUCAGAAGACUACUCUUACCCUCACUUGCCCUCGCACGCCCAGUACGACUGCUUCUCCUCGGCCACCACCUCCAGCUGCUACUGUGCAUCCUGUGAAGCAGAACACUUGGACACCAUCAGAGCAUCCGAGUAUUUUGCCUAUCCUGGCACAGACUGUGUGAACUUUGCUCCCUCGGCAGCAGCAACCAGUGAUUUCUAUAUGAGGGAAACAAACUGUGACAUCUGCUAUAGUUCAUAG
Molecule: messenger RNA, 762 nt
Organism: Pteropus alecto (black flying fox)
Lineage: Eukaryota; Metazoa; Chordata; Mammalia; Chiroptera; Pteropodidae
Gene: POU2AF3
Product: colorectal cancer associated 2
Exons: 5
Coding region: 1-762 (253 amino acids)
Cellular component (GO): cytoplasm
Molecular function (GO): POU domain binding; DNA binding
Source: RefSeq, a predicted model, not a curated record